Sphaeramia orbicularis (orbiculate cardinalfish) is the source of this 2244-nucleotide messenger RNA. Its product is annotated as potassium voltage-gated channel subfamily F member 1-like. Gene Ontology annotation, biological process: potassium ion transmembrane transport; protein homooligomerization; action potential. The record is from RefSeq and is a predicted model, not a curated record. Gene Ontology annotation, molecular function: voltage-gated potassium channel activity. The coding region runs from base 235 to 1734 and encodes 499 amino acids. NCBI's taxonomy places the organism in Eukaryota, Metazoa, Chordata, Actinopteri, Kurtiformes, Apogonidae. The transcript has a single exon. Gene Ontology annotation, cellular component: voltage-gated potassium channel complex; membrane.
ACGGCUGGGAUUGAGAAGACUUGGCGCUGCAGUCACAGUCACCCACCUCACAAGAAAAUCUUAGAAUUUUGUCAACUGAGCGGAACCCAGAAGAAUCAGGAGGUUUUACGCACGGAGCUCCUGGUGACUUCCACUGACCUGAAGAACACACUGUGACAUUUUUUUUUUUUUUUUUUAUCAGUUGUUGUGUAUUUUUUUUUUUUUUUUUUUUGUCCGUGUCGCCGUGAUAAGACAAUGUGGGGGUUUCAGAGGUCGCGGUAUGCAGACUGCAACGGCUCCGAAGCCAGUGAGGAGACGGAGAUUGUUGUCAACAUUGGCGGAGUCAAACAGGUGCUGUACGGGGACGUGCUGACUCGGUACCCGGACACCCGUUUGGCUGAACUGGUGGACUGUUCGCUCAGGACUUCGGAAGAAAUAUUAUCAUUAUGCGACGACUAUGACCCUGAAACAGAAGAAUUUUAUUUUGACAGAGACCCCGAAGCUUUUAAGUGUAUAAUUGAGCUGUAUUAUUAUGGAGAGAUCCACAUGAAAAGAGGCAUCUGUCCGAUUUGUUUCAUGAAGGAGAUGGAGUUCUGGAAAAUCGGUCCGGAUUUUCUGGAUGAAUGCUGUAAGGGCCAUCUGAAGGAGGUAGAGGAUGAACUUGCGGAGAUUGCCGAAAAAGUGAGAACUAUCCUGGUGGACCGAGAGGGGGAUCCGUCUGCAGGAGGCUGGCAGCGCUUCCAGAUCUGCCUUUGGAGACUGAUGGAGAAGCCGGAGUCCUCCCUGCCUGCGCACAUCAUUGCUAUAGUUUCUUUCAUCUUCAUCCUCGUCUCUUCUGUGGUCAUGUGCGUGGGGACCAUCCCCGACCUGCAGGUGGAAGACUCAGAGGGUCACCUGACAGAACACCCCACUCUGGAGGUCAUUGAAACGGUGUGCAUCGGCUGGUUCACUAUUGAAUACGUCCUGCGUCUGAUCUCCUCUCCUAAUAAAAUCAAAUUCGUUCUGGCUUUUAUGAACAUCAUCGACUUCAUGGCGAUCAUGCCCUUCUUCGUGGUGCUGAUUCUGACCUCCUUCGGUGCAGGGGUGAUGGAGCUGGCUAAUGUGCAGCAGGCAGUACAGGCUUUACGCAUAAUGCGCAUUGCGCGUAUUUUCAAGCUGGCACGCCAUUCCUCUGGACUCCAGACUCUGACAUCUGCCCUGAAAAGCAGCUUCAAAGAACUGGGACUGCUGCUCAUGUACAUGGGGGUGGGGGUGUUCCUUUUCUCCGCACUGGGCUACACUAUGGAGCAGAACCACCCGGACACCCUGUUCACCAGCAUCCCCCAGUCCUUCUGGUGGGCUGUGAUCACCAUGACCACAGUUGGAUAUGGAGACGUUUACCCCAAAACCACUUUAGGUCGGUGUAACGCUGCCAUCAGCUUCUUAUGUGGGGUGAUCGCUAUAGCUCUACCCAUACACCCCAUCAUCAACAAUUUUGUCAUGUUCUACAACAAGCAACAGGUGCUGGAGACCGCAGCCAAGCAUGAGAUUGAACUAAUGGCGCUGCGCUCUGGUGAUGGAGAGCUGAAGGCUGCACCAGACUCACACAAACAUGUUUGCGGCGCAGGGGUGUGGGACAACACCAUGCGUUCAUGUCACAGCGACACUUACAUCCCCUUACUGAAGGAUCCCAGGGGAGGGGCAGGGAUCCAGAGUCCCAGCAUGGACACCAGCUUUGAAAGCACAGCCGAGGCCACCGAAUAUUUUAUUUCAUGAACACCCAAGACUGUGCGUCAUUGGAAAACAUCACCCAAAAAAAAAAAAAAAAAAAAAAGACACAAAAACGUACAUUUACUCAUGAUUAUAGACUUGUUCAAACUUAAUCCGAACAAUGCAGGGUUAACUAGAACACAGACUGGGGGACAUGACUGUAAAUAGUCUCGGAGCGCAGUAAUGUUCUCCAAGGACCUGAUGCUUUUUUUUUUUUUUUUUUUUUGAGUAAUCGCGCCUAUUAAAGGGACAUGUGUGUUAGAUAUUGACUUGAUGAGCUGCUCCUUUGCGCAGUGAGUCUCUGUAGACUGAGGGCUUCUGUUUGAACAGCCAGUACACACCGAUUCCCCCAUGGACUGUAGGGUUAUUAUAUAACACCCCCCCUUCCCCAUUCACACUCAUACUGUAGAAACACUGUAGCUUAUUCCUCUGUACAAAAAAUAUAUCAUCGCAAUGAAUGUUUUUAUUCUAAAAAAAAAGAAGAAAAAAAAAGAUUGUUAGCUCUUUAUGGAGCUU